GUUUUUCUCUCGUUUUAUUCUUCAGAAGUUCUUUUUCAACUUCCGGAGAAGUGUUUUUAUUGUGUGCGUGUUUUCUCGUUUCCAAUGGGUCCUAAAAAACCUGCACCUGCGCCGGCAGCUGCUGCGAAACCGGACAAGAAGGCUGGAGGAGACACGAAGAAAGAGCCGAAAGAAGUGAAGAGCAAGAAGGAAGACGCGACGAAGAAGAAGAAAGAUGCUCCGAAAGUUCCCAAGGCUGCAGGUGCUGCGAAACAACCCGCAGCAAAAGCAUCCAAGGAGGGCAAGGGCAAAAAGGUGGCCAAGGCCGUGCAAAAGGCCAAGCGUGUGCAGAUGAAAGUCAUCAAGGGUCCCAAUGGCACGCGAACCCGUAAGGUGCGAACCAAGUCCCGGUUCUACCGCCCGAAAACCCUUUCCCUGCGGCGGCAACCCAAGUACCCGAAAAGGUCGCACCCGCAACGCAAUCGGUUGGACGCGUGGAACAUCAUCAAACACCCGCUGACGACGGAGUCGGCCAUGAAGAAGAUUGAGGACAACAACACUCUCGUGUUCAUCACGCAUCUCCGGGCCAACAAGCACCACAUUCGUCUGGCCGUGAAGAAACUCUACGAGAUCGAAGUGGCCAAAGUGAACACGCUCAUCAGGCCUGACGGCAAGAAGAAGGCAUAUGUUCGCCUCGCAGCGCAUUACGAUGCCCUGGACAUCGCCAACAAGAUCGGCAUCAUAUGAUUUCUUUGUUGUUUGGCAACAAGUUACUAAAGAUCGCCUGACGGUUAAAUUUA
This is a messenger RNA of Notodromas monacha, 779 nucleotides long. The record is from the annotation of a GenBank genome assembly. NCBI's taxonomy places the organism in Eukaryota, Metazoa, Arthropoda, Ostracoda, Podocopida, Cyprididae.